Zootermopsis nevadensis is the source of this 2856-nucleotide messenger RNA. It is a transcript of the gene Pi4KIIalpha, whose product is annotated as phosphatidylinositol 4-kinase II alpha. Lineage: Eukaryota; Metazoa; Arthropoda; Insecta; Blattodea; Termopsidae. The record is from RefSeq and is a predicted model, not a curated record. Gene Ontology annotation, molecular function: 1-phosphatidylinositol 4-kinase activity. Gene Ontology annotation, cellular component: trans-Golgi network; plasma membrane; lysosomal membrane. Gene Ontology annotation, biological process: endosome organization; phosphatidylinositol phosphate biosynthetic process; Golgi organization.
CUCAGUAGUGCCAUCUUACACGCGCAUGUUGGUAUUAUCUAUGUGCGUAUCGAUGAAAACCAUGUGACUGUGGCUGAGUGUUCGUAAUGGCCGUUUGUGCCUACAGCUGGUUUUGUUGUUAGGUAUAAUCGUAUAUUACGGUACAUUUUAUAUAAGCACUGUUUUUCAGUCGAUAAACAUUUUACAUGUUCAUUGGGUUCCCUCAAUGACCGAAGAGCAAACUCAUCUCAAAGGACAACUUAUAUCUGAAGAUAAGAUACGAACGAAUUCAGUAGCUUCUCUCUCUUCUUCCGGAGUAUCAGACGAAGUUUCCUUACUUCCAGAAGUGGCCUUUGCGCCGGGUUCUAAUAACGGAGGCACAAUAGAUUCCCCAAGAGUCAAUCGUGAGAACCAGCCGCUCUUAGGGCGGAUGGAAUCGGAUGUCACGUUCAAUAACUUUCCAGAUGAUCCUCUGUUUUGUGAUCUGGUACGGCAAACUGAAGUUGCCAUAGAUACUGGAAUUUUUCCAGAAAGGAUAUCCCAAGGAUCCAGUGGAAGUUAUUUUGUUAAAAAUCCUACAGGGAAAAUUGUGGCCGUAUUUAAGCCAAAGAAUGAAGAGCCAUAUGGACGGUUGAACCCCAAAUGGACCAAAUGGAUGCAUAAGCUGUGUUGUCCAUGUUGUUUCGGCAGGUCUUGCCUCAUACCAAAUCAGGGAUAUCUUUCAGAGGCUGGAGCCAGUUUAGUUGAUCAGAAGCUACAACUUAAAAUUGUUCCCAAAACAAAGGUGGUGAAACUAGUAAGUGAGACGUUCAACUAUCCGCGGAUUGAUCGAGAGAAGGCGCGGGUGAAGCGUGCCAUUAUGGAUCAGUUCCCCACUGUUGGCAGGCGUUUCAAUAGAAUUGGUCUAAGGCCAAAGGUGGGAUCGUUUCAGUUGUUUGUAGUUGGUUAUAAAGACGCUGACUACUGGUUAAGAAGGUUUGAAGUAGAUCCUUUGUCAGCGAAGGUGCAACAAGAUUUUCAGCUGAAGUUCGAACGGCUAGUAGUGCUUGAUUAUAUCAUACGAAACACCGAUCGGGGUAAUGAUAACUGGCUUAUCCAGUACGAUCAGACGAACAUUCGGUCAACUACUGAUGCCGGUGGCGAGUUAGAGGAUGCAACGGUGUGUAAGGAUUGGAACGUGGUACAGUAUCCAGAGAUUUCAAUUGCAGCGAUCGACAAUGGUCUAGCGUUUCCGUUCAAACAUCCUGAUUCAUGGAGAGCUUAUCCAUAUCACUGGGCAUGGCUGCCCCAAGCUAAAGUUCCGUUUAGCAAGGAGACGCGGGAACUCGUCUUACCUCAGCUCUCAGAUAUGAACUUUGUCCAGGACCUCUGUGAUGAUCUUUAUUUACUGUUUAAGCAAGAUAAAGGAUUUGAUCGACACAUGUUUGAAAGGCAGAUGAGCGUAAUGAGAGGGCAGAUACUCAAUCUGACGCAGGCGCUUAAGGAUGGGAGGAGUCCAGUGCAGCUCGUACAGAUGCCCGCUGUCAUUGUGGAAAGGUCCAAAGGUCAUGUAGGUACAACGUCACGCUUCCGUUCUUUCAGCGAUACUUUCACGCAACGCUUCCAGAACAAAAGCCCUUUCUUCUCCUGGUGUUGAUGGGAUCAUUACGCCCUUCAAAGUACUUCACCGUGGCAAGAAGAGACACGAAUGCUUUGUUACAAUGGCUGGGAGGUGGUCUAUGUGAUUUGACGUUGUAAGUAGGGGCAAAAUUAAUAAAGGGGUCGCACCGGUAACAGUCUGAUGAUGUCUCAUACUUUUAUCCACCAAGACUGAAUUAACAGGUAGUGUCCGUUUAAUGUAUAAAAUGCAAAGCCCAUGUUCUUAUUGUCCAUGUUAUAUCACAAAAUUAGAAUUGUAAUGUGAUAUGGUUGUUGCUGGCACAUUUGUCUCGUACACAUGAAGAGCUAAGCAUUUUUAUUUAGAAUUUUGUGAGUGGAGUUCUGUUUACAGUUGAUUAUUGCACGUAAAGAUUUAAUUUGUGAUAUUUAUUUACACUUCCUUUAAAGAAAUGUAGCGGGAUAUUUUAAGGCAGUGUUUCUCGAGCCUUUUAGCACAUUUAGUACAUUUUUGGAAGUUAAAUAUUUUCGUAGAACCCUUGCACAAAUAUUUUUAAAGUUGUUUUUUAAUGAUCGUAAUAGUUGCAAAAGGUUCAUAUUAAUCAAUCUUGGUUUUUUUGGGAAAUUGUGUAUAUUGUAUUUUCAUAAUGUGAAGGGUGAAUCUGCUUUCUGUCCCAAGGGCCUUUAUGUCAGGUACGGUGUCAGGAAAUUAUCCUGAUGUCGUGUUCUGCAUCAUCUACUGCAUCUUUCAAACCCGCAUUUUUUUUUAAUAUCAGUUGUUUCCCCAUUACGUUGUGAGAUUUGAGGUUUUCAUGGUGGCGAUGAUGAUGACGUUCUGGGUAUUGGCACCGUGUAAACUCGGUAGAUGCCAACGUACGUUUAGGAUUUGAGUUUCUCAGUGUGGUGAGUAUGGCAGCAGUAGCACUGUGUGUUUUGAUACAAGUUUGCCAAUGCUGCAGAGGUUGUUGCUGCCUUCGUCAUUGCCCUGAUGAUGGAGGCAUCAAAGACAUCUGAAAUGUUGGUAAACUUCUAUCAAAAUACAAGGCUCUACAACUCAGAAGAUGGCCAUCUUUAAUGUGCAUUUCUUUGAAGCAUCUGCAGUUGGGUCUACAUGGUUCCAAAACCUAGAAGAAGAUAUCAUCAAAUGUUGCCCUGCCAGAGGAAGCGUAAAUGGAUUGCGUAAGCACCGAAAAUCUGGUGGGAAGUAUUCUUUCACUAGCGGUUGGAACGCUGUUCUUGUAAUCCUGGGGUCUCGGGUUCGAUUCCCGGCGGUGCCCGAAU